AGUGUGAGUGGUUAUAUUUACCAUCAGUUGCUCGGACAUGAAGUUGAGGCGCAGAUGGUUCGUAACACACUACCUAGACGUUUUGGGGUACCUGGUCUUCCAGAACUGAAUGCAUCUCAGGUUAAUGCGGCAAAAAGUGUCCUUCAGAAGCCCAUCAGCUUGAUCCAAGGUCCACCUGGCACGGGUAAAACUGUGACUUCUGCAGCAAUUGUGUAUCACAUGGAAAAACAGGGCCAGGGACAGGUUCUCGUUUGUGCCCCAAGUAAUGUUGCUGUAGACCAACUAGCUGGAAAAAUUAGUGCUACUGGUUUAAAGGUUGUUCGCCUUUGUGCAAAAUCAAGGGAAGCUGUAAGUUCUCCUGUAGAGCAUUUAACCCUUCACUACCAGGUACGACAUUUGGACACAUCUGAGAAGAGCGAGCUGCAUAAGCUACAGCAGUUGAAAGAUGAACAAGGUGAGCUGUCGAGCAGUGAUGAAAAGAAAUACAAAAACUUGAAAAGAGCAACAGAACGUGAGAUAACCCAGAGUGCUGAUGUCAUAUACUGCACGUGUGUUGGUGCUGCUGAUCUUCGGUUGUCAAACUUUCGAUUUAAACAGGUACUUAUUGAUGAGUCUACUCAAGCAACAAAACCUGAGUGCCUUAUUCCUUUGGUCCUUGGAGUAAAACAGGUUGUUCUUGUUGCNGUAAGUUCUCCUGUAGAGCAUUUAACCCUUCACUACCAGGUACGACAUUUGGACACAUCUGAGAAGAGCGAGCUGCAUAAGCUACAGCAGUUGAAAGAUGAACAAGGUGAGCUGUCGAGCAGUGAUGAAAAGAAAUACAAAAACUUGAAAAGAGCAACAGAACGUGAGAUAACCCAGAGUGCUGAUGUCAUAUACUGCACGUGUGUUGGUGCUGCUGAUCUUCGGUUGUCAAACUUUCGAUUUAAACAGGUACUUAUUGAUGAGUCUACUCAAGCAACAAAACCUGAGUGCCUUAUUCCUUUGGUCCUUGGAGUAAAACAGGUUGUUCUUGUUGCUGAUCAUUGUCAGCUUGGCCCCGUCAUUAUGUGCAAGAAAGCAGCUCGUGCUGGCUUGGCACUGUCUCUCUUUGAACGACUUGUGCUUCUUGCUACCAAACCAAUCAGAUUGCAGGUACUAUAUCAAUCACUCUGCUCUAACAUAGCAAAUUUCACCACUUAAAAUGGAAAUUUAUUUGAGAAUGUUCUCAUUUUAUUAAAA
Messenger RNA from Camelina sativa (false flax), 1221 nucleotides. Lineage: Eukaryota; Viridiplantae; Streptophyta; Magnoliopsida; Brassicales; Brassicaceae. The record is from RefSeq and is a predicted model, not a curated record.